Messenger RNA from Meloidogyne enterolobii, 717 nucleotides. NCBI's taxonomy places the organism in Eukaryota, Metazoa, Nematoda, Chromadorea, Rhabditida, Meloidogynidae. The record is from the annotation of a GenBank genome assembly.
AUGUUUUCAAUUUCAAAUAGUUUUACCCAGUCUAAUAGCAAUUCGAACACUUCAAAUACUUCAUUAGAUACUCCAACAACCCAACAACAAAAUAAACGGCCCAUUCCUCCAACUCAAAAUGUCCCUCCAAUUAUACGUUCAACUUCGAAUCAUUCAAAUGCUUCAACUUCACAACAACAACAACAUGCUGUUAAUUUUUCUGGUAGUAAUAAUAAUAUACAACAACACCCAUUACAACAACAACCACAAAGAAUUUCUACACCAUCAGCUAUUAUUAUGACUUUAUCAUCUCCUCCUCCUCCUAAUAUUCAACAAAUUCCAACAUCAAUCCAUCACCCCGUUUCACAACAACAUAAUAUUGGUCCAAACCCACAUCAUUCUGAAAUUCAUCAUAUUUCCGUAUCGUCUCCAACUCCAAUUAUUCCACAAUUAUUACAACAACCUUUAAAUGUUUCUGGUUCACGUUUUGUUCAACAACACCCUCAACAACACCCACAGCAACAACCCCAACAGCAACAACACCCUCAGCAACAUCCUCAACGUCCUCCACAACUUCUUCCAAUAAAUUGCCCUUUACCUGUUGUUGGUUCGCCGCCUAUUUCUUUACCUAAUACGCCUCUAACUCCCGUUAUGCAUGGACCACCUGAUCAAAUGCAAAUUAUGAGACAGAAUAUGGUAUUGCAACAACAGCAGCAACAACAACAUGUGAGGAGAUAA